Salvia hispanica is the source of this 661-nucleotide messenger RNA. Lineage: Eukaryota; Viridiplantae; Streptophyta; Magnoliopsida; Lamiales; Lamiaceae. The record is from RefSeq and is a predicted model, not a curated record.
UUUACAUACAUACACUAAACUAAUCUUCUAUUUCCUUUUUACACAAUCAUACUAACAUUUUAACAAUAUGUAUCCUCUCACCACAUAUCACUUGCACCAAAUCUUCAACGAGCUAGACCGAAACAAGGAUGGCCUAGUGAGCAUCGACGAGCUCAUGUCGCUCCUCACUAGGCUCGGCCUGCAUGCUAAACAGACGGAGCUUGAGCUUCUAGUGGGUGAUGACAAAGCCCUCGACUUUUUCAAUUUCCUCUUCUUCUACCAAACAUUGAACAAUGUCAUUGUUGAAGAAAAUCGGGACCAAAUCAAGGAGGGUGACCUUGAAUUCCCGGAUGACGAUCUUAGGAAGGCGUUCGGGGUUUUUGAUUUGAACAACGACGGGUUCAUCUCCGGGGAGGAGCUGCGGAUUGCAUUAGGUAGGUUAGGAUUAUGGGAUGAGAAGAGUUGUGGCCAUGAUUGUAUGCAAAUGAUUGGCGUUUACGACACUAAUUCUGAUGGAUUGCUAGAUUUCGAGGAGUUUAAGGAAAUGAUGUCCAUGGAUUCCUUGGAAUCUUAUUAGAACUUAUGCUCUUUUUUUUCAUCAAGACUCCUUCCUUGAUUGAAUCUUCUUCAUUGUGUGUACGUAUGUGCCUAUAUAUGUAUAUAUAGUUUGGUUACUCUUUAA